Vombatus ursinus (common wombat) is the source of this 1197-nucleotide messenger RNA. It is a transcript of the gene THOC3, whose product is annotated as THO complex 3. Gene Ontology annotation, biological process: mRNA export from nucleus. Gene Ontology annotation, cellular component: THO complex part of transcription export complex. NCBI's taxonomy places the organism in Eukaryota, Metazoa, Chordata, Mammalia, Diprotodontia, Vombatidae. Bases 1 to 1197 code for a protein of 398 amino acids. The transcript has 2 exons. Gene Ontology annotation, molecular function: protein binding. The record is from RefSeq and is a predicted model, not a curated record.
AUGAGUGUGAUUUCGGAGGGUGCGCAGAAAGGACCAGAGGUCCUGGGCUCAAAUCCCAGCUCUGCGGCUUCCUCUCUAUGUGAACGGCGGAAGGUUACUCUCUGGCCUUCAGUUUUCCCCUGCCGGUUCCACGCGUCAGGGCGUGGGUCUGCGCCAGCACCUUUCUUCCACCUCAAAAGUAAGGACUUUUUUUUUGAUAUCAUGGCUGCGGCAGGUUGGGAACGUGAGGGGCCCUCGGCCUACGUGUUAGAGAUGCAGAAGCAGUUUCAGGGCCAUGGCAGGACGGAAGAAUACCAAGCACACACGGCCAGGGUAUUCUCGGUGGCCUGGAGCUGUGAUGGGGCUCGCCUGGCAUCGGGCUCCUGUGAUAAGACGGCCAGCGUCUUCCUCCUGAAGGACAGCUGCCUAGUGAGGGAACACAAUUACCAAGGCCAUAGGAAAAGCAUUGACCAUCUGUGUUGGCACCCUAGCAACCCCGACCUCUUCGUCACGGCCUCUGGGGACAGGAGCAUUCGCAUUUGGGAUGUGCGCAAAACCAAGUGUGUGAGCGCCAUCCAAACCAAAGGUGAGAAUCUGAACAUUUGCUGGAGUCCUGAUGGCAGCACCAUCGCGGUGGGCGACAGAAAGGACGUAGUUACCUUCUUCGAUGCCCGCACCUACCAGGCCAAAGCGGAGGAAUGCUUUAAGCUUAUGGUCAAUGAGAUAUCCUGGAAUAAUGAUAAUACUCAGUUCUUCCUUACCAAUGGCAAGGGCUACAUCACUGUCCUCAGUUACCCGGACCUGAAGCCUGUGCAUUCCUUUAAUGCCCAUCCUUCUGACUGCAUCUGCAUCAAGUUUGAUCCAACCGGCAAGUAUUUCGCCAUAGGAAGUGCCGAUUCCCUGGUGAGCCUUUGGGAUCUUGAUGAGUUGGUGUGUGUGAGGUGCCUCUCGAGGCUGGAUUGGCCUGUGACAACCCUCAGUUUCAGCCAUGAUGGGAAAAUGCUUGCCUCUGCUUCUGAGGGCCAUUUCAUCGAUAUUGCUGAAGUGGAGACGGGAGACAGGAUUUGGAAGAUACAGGGUCAGUCUACAACUUUAACUGUGGCCUGGCAUCCCAAAUUUCCAUUGCUAGCUUUUGCCUGUGACGACAAAGAAGGUCAACCAGAAGCUCGCCAGGAAGUGGGAACUGUGAAACUGUUUGGCCUUCCUAAUGACUCAUAA